UUUUUUCUUUUUUUUUAACUCCGCCACCAUCACAACGCGAAGAAAAGGGAACAAGAGAGAUAGAGAGCACGGAUCCCGCCUAUACCGGUGGUAAAAAAACUCCUCCGAACGUUCUUCGUUAGAUUAUCCUCCUGGAGUCUUUGGGGUUUUAUAGUGAGAAUUUUGAUCAUAUCUAGAUAUUUAUCAAUGGAGGCUCGCUGCCCGUUGAGUAACCUUGCACACACUUCUUCAAUACCAAACCCUUCACUCGCACCAGACAUUCCCUUCAGUUCAGAACACAAUCAACUCAUAGAAAGGCCCUAUCAUUUGGGGGAAGCAGUUGGUCACAUUUAUUCUAAUGAUCUCCCUAACAACGCUUCCAUGGUCGGAAUCAGUGACACACCUUUCAUAUCUGAGAUACUAGACUGGGAUCCUGCUUCAAUCCACGACCUUCUUGAUUUGCCUCUGGAUUCACCCAUUCAAAUGGAGGAGGAUGGUGGCAUCCUGGCAUCUGGUGACAUUCACAAACAAAGUGACUUGGAUGACGAAUUGGUUACUGGAAUCUGGAACGAUCUUUUCCUUGACCCAAAUUCUACCUCAGCUUCCAAGGUCCAGGAACCAACUAUGCAAUCUCAGGUUCAACAACCCCAAGUUUCCAGGCAGCAGCCUUCUCCUUGUUUUGAACUGCGACCUCUUGUUAGGACAGUAUCCUCUAACAGCAACAACAACAACAGUUGCACUAGUAAUAAUACUGCAGCAGCUAAGGGACGUAUGCGUUGGACGCCAGAACUUCACGACGCUUUUGUUGAGGCUGUUAACCAGCUUGGUGGCAUGAACAACGCAAAACCAAAGGCCGUGCUGAAGCAUAUGAAAGUCGAAGGCUUGACUAUAUAUCAUGUCAAAAGUCAUUUACAGAAAUAUAGGACAGCUAGAUAUAUACCAGAACCAUCAGAAGGCUCGCAAGAGACGAAGUUGACACCGGUUGAGCAUGUUACAUCUCUUGAUUCGAAACGUGGGAUAGAUAUAACUGAGGCGCUGCGAAUGCAGAUGGAAGUCCAGAAGCAACUGCAUGAGCAGCUAGAGGUUCAAAGAAAGAUGCAACUGCGGAUAGAAGAACAGGGAAAGGUCCUGCUCAUGAUGUUUGAUAAGCAAAAUAUGAAUUUUUGCAAACCGGAUCAAGAAGACAAAGCAAGUGAGAAAACGCCUGAAAGCUGUUCAGAGGAGGCAGAUUCUCCACGACCAAAGCGUCCGAGAAACAGUGAAUGAAAGGAGAUGCUUCUCGGGAUGACAGAUCAUAAAAGUGAAAAUGGUGCUUUGGUGAAGUUGAAGAGUUUUGACUUAUUAGAGUAGGAGCUUUCUCUCUUCUUAGGGCCUUUUUUCUCUGCCUCCUUUUUCUUCUCUCUUUAGUAAAACUUUUAUUUUCUGAUUCUCAGCUCACUAGGAAGAAACAAAAAUAAAGAGCAAUGAAUUUUGUAGAGUUUUCCCAAUUUUUUGGGAUGUAAUCUGAAUGCAGAUUCUAGAUUUAGUGUUUAGGUUAAUUAAAACUCUUCUUUUUGGUGUUAGCAUUUUUUGUACAUAUAUAAAUCAGCUCUCGUAAGAUGAGUUCAUGUCGGAGGCCAGAGAAAAAU
Messenger RNA from Eruca vesicaria subsp. sativa (arugula), 1607 nucleotides. The record is from the annotation of a GenBank genome assembly. Lineage: Eukaryota; Viridiplantae; Streptophyta; Magnoliopsida; Brassicales; Brassicaceae.